Molecule: messenger RNA, 1062 nt
Organism: Megalops cyprinoides (Indo-Pacific tarpon)
Lineage: Eukaryota; Metazoa; Chordata; Actinopteri; Elopiformes; Megalopidae
Product: trace amine-associated receptor 1-like
Exons: 1
Coding region: 10-1062 (350 amino acids)
Biological process (GO): adenylate cyclase-activating adrenergic receptor signaling pathway
Cellular component (GO): membrane
Molecular function (GO): trace-amine receptor activity
Source: RefSeq, a predicted model, not a curated record
GACUUAGGGAUGAAUUUUUCAAUUGGUUCAAACUACAACAGCGCGUCAUUGACUGAAAAACAGUUUUGCUUCGAGUCCUUGAGUGGAUCAUGUGAGAAAUUAGUUCGGCCCCUGAGCAUACAGUUUCUCAUGUUCUUGUUCAUGGGGUUUACCAUACUGAUAACAAUGAGUGGGAACCUUCUGGUCAUCACCUCCAUAGCACACUUUAAGCAGCUGCACACAUCCACAAACUAUCUCAUCCUCUCGCUGGCAGUGUGUGAUUUCCUUAUGGGGCUGUUUCUGAUGCCUGGCAGUGCAGUACGCUCUGUCCUGGGCUGUUGGUACCUGGGCGACUUCAUGUGCAAAAUCCACACCAGCACUGAUAUCAUGCUCAGUACCUCCUCAAUCUUUCACCUGUCAUUCAUCUCCAUUGACCGUUACUUUGCUGUGUGUAACCCACUGAUGUACAGGUCCAUCAUCAACUCUGUCACCAUCAUCAUUAUGCUCACCACCAGUUGGCUGGUACCCGCCAUCUUUGCUUAUGGGAUGAUCUUCUCUGAACUCAAUAUAAGAGGUAUUGAGGAUUUCUUUGAAGCACAUGUGAAGUGUGUUGGAGGCUGCCCAGUGUUCUUUAGUCAGGUGUCAGCAGCAGUCUCCGCCAUCUUUUCGUUUUUCCUUCCAGGUCUGAUUCUGCUCUGCAUUUACCUUAAAAUCUACUUGGUCGCCAGAAGACAGGCACGGUCCAUUAAGCAGCUGACAAAACAGCUUGACAAGGAUGCAGCAAAUGAGUCCAGGUUAUCUAGGCAAGAAAGGAAAGGAGCAAAAACCCUGGCGAUAGUGGUUGGAGUCUUCCUCGCUUCCUGGAUGCCAUUUUUCCUGUGCCACAUAAUUGACCCUUUCAUUGGCUACUCUCUUCCUCCACUUUUGUUUGAUGCUCUGUUUUGGUUUGGUUACUUCAAUUCAACUUUUAACCCUGUAGUUUAUGCCUUCUUUUACAGUUGGUUUAGAAAAGGCUUGAAAAUAAUCAUUUAUGGUGAAAUAUUUCAUACCAAUUCUUGUCAGAUGAGGCUGUAUGUGGAAUGA